Molecule: messenger RNA, 2921 nt
Organism: Salvelinus namaycush (lake trout)
Lineage: Eukaryota; Metazoa; Chordata; Actinopteri; Salmoniformes; Salmonidae
Gene: c15h1orf115
Product: chromosome 15 C1orf115 homolog
Exons: 2
Coding region: 81-578 (165 amino acids)
Source: RefSeq, a predicted model, not a curated record
CCCCUUCCAACAUUCCACCUGCUUCACGCACAGCCAAUAGACGGGAUCGCGUCCUGGUGAACAGGACUGCAGAAAGAAACAUGUCGCGACGAAAACGUCAAAACAAAAAGCCAUCUAAGUUUGCACCAGAAGACCUGACAAGAAUAAUCGAAAAUGUCGAGUUUCAGUCAGAUGAUGUGGAGGGGGAGAGAGAGGGCCGGAGAGAAAAGAGAGAGGGGAGGCCGUGGGAGACAGACCCAGGGACAAGAGGCAAUCCGAUGACUGAGUGUGAGCGCGUGAACGGUCCUACUUCGAAGACGUCCAAACAAGUUCACAUCGUCUUCCUCCCCGACAGAUACCAAACUCUCAUAGAGGAGGUGGAGGACAGCGAGGGAAGAGAGGAGGAGGAGAGGAAAAAACAGGCGAAGGAGGAGAGAAAAAAGGAGAAACACAAGAAGUACAGAAAGAACGUCGGGAAGGCUCUGCGGUUCGGCUGGCGAUGUCUGGUUGCCGGGUUACAGAGCUUAGCGAGCGGCUAUGCUACACCCCUUUCGGCUGCAGCCACGUUGGGGACCGACGUCCACAGAACUCACCGCUAGGCAUGAUGGGACGGAGGACUAAUAUCUGGGACUAGACACAUACAGUCUCAACUGCAUUUUAUGUCAUUAUUUCAGACUUGAACCGUUACCUAAUACAGUAUGUGUUUCUAGUGGUUAAAUCAGGCUGUUGGUUAUGUAAUGUUACCUUCUCCUGUUUAGUUUUACUCUGGUAGCAUUGGCAUAUUUGAAUAAUAUUUAUAUGUUUCACGUUGAAUGUUUUGAUGUUUACCGGUCUUUGUUUUGAUGUUUACCGGUCUUUGUUUUGAUGUUUACCGGUCUUUGUUUUGAUGUUUACCGGUCUUUGUUUUGAUGUUUACCCGUCUUUGUUUUGAUGUUUACUGGUCUUUGUUUUGAUGGUUACCCGUCUUUGUUUUGAUGUUUACCGGUCUUUGUUUUGAUGUUUACCGGUCUUUGUUUUGAUGUUUACCGGUCUUUGUUUUGAUGUUUACCGGUCUUUGUUUUGAUGUUUACCGGUCUUUGUUUUGAUGUUUACCGGUCUUUGUUUUGAUGUUUACCCGUCUUUGUUUUGAUGUUUACUGGUCUUUGUUUUGAUGGUUACCCGUCUUUGUUUUGAUGUUUACCGGUCUUUGUUUUGAUGUUUAUCGGUCUUUGUUUUGAUGUUUACCGGUCUUUGUUUUGAUGUUUACCGGUCUUUGUUUUGAUGUUUACCCGUCUUUUGUUUUGAUGUUUACCGGUCUUUGUUUUGAUGUUUACUAUCUGAAAAGGCAGUAAAGAGAGUGACAAGGAAGAAAGAGAAGGACUGAGAAAGUACAGCACUGUAGAAUAUGAAGAGGAUGGAAACAGAAAUGGAUAUAGAAUUGAAAAGAGGAAAAAGUAUGACGGGUGAAGGUUUGAGAGAGGAUGCGGAGAUGAGUUGAUAGGCCUUCAUAAAGUGUCUUUCUCCCCGAAGCAAAGUAAACAACUCUACAGUAUGCACCAUACAAUACUACGCAUUUAACUGGUUUACCUGGUAGAUUCAGAAAGGAUUGUGACCAGGGAAAUGAACCAAAAUGCCUGUCCAGGGUUCUACCAUUCCCACCGUGGUACUAACCAGGGGUGUAUUCAGCAGGUCGCAUCGGUUUUGGAAUGCUCAGAUAAAACUAUGCUAUGUAGAUCUCAGAUAGGGAGGGCUGUAACGUAGACGCUUGGGAGUCAGGAAGCAGUUGGAGAAUUUAAUAGAAUGCAAACAAUAACCAACACAACACCAGGAGUAACGUCGGGACAUGAGCACAGAGUCAGUAACGCCUGGAGGGGAAUAUAAGGCUUAAAAUACAGUAAAAUGUAGCUCUGUCACAUGAUUUAAAAUACAGUAAAAUGUUGCUCUGUCACAUGAUUUAAAAUACAGUAAAAUGUUGCUCUCUCACAUGAUUUAAAAUACAGGAUAAAAUGUUGCUCUGUCACAUGAUUUAAAAUACAGUAAAAUGUAGCUCUGUCACAUGAUUUAAAAUACAGUAAAAUGUUGCUCUGUCACAUGAUUUAAAAUACAGUAAAAUGUUGCUCUCUCACAUGAUUUAAAAUACAGGAUAAAAUGUUGCUCUUUUACAAGUGCUAUGUAUAUGGGGAGUAAUCAGGAAGGUGAUAGAGUCCAGGUGUGCCUGAUGAUGAUGUGCAGGUGUGUGUAAUGAUGAUGUGCAGGUGUGUGUAAUGAUGAUGUGCAGGUGUGUGUAAUGAUGAUGUGCAGGUGUGUGUAAUGAUGAUGUGCAGGUGUGUGUAAUGAUGGGUAGCCAGGGCGGUGGUUAGUAAACCGGUGACGUCGAACGCCGGAGGGGAAGAGCAGGGGUAGACGUGACAAUGGCACUCUGUUUGGCACAAUCAUGUGACAGAACAAUAUUUGAUCCUGUAUUUUAAAUCAUGUGUCAGAGCAAUAUUUGAUCCUGUAUUUUAAAUCAUGUGACAGAGCAAUAUUUGAUCCUGUAUUUUAAAUCAUGUGACAGAGCAAUAUUUGAUCCUGUAUUUUAAAUCAUGUGACAGAGCAAUAUUUGAUCCUGUAUUUUAAAUCAUGUGACAGAGCAAUAUUUGAUCCUGUAUUUUAAAUCAUGUGACAGAGCAAUAUUUGAUCCUGUAUUUUAAAUCAUGUGUCAGAGCAAUAUUUGAUCCUGUAUUUUAAAUCAUGUGUCAGAGCAAUAUUUGAUCCUGUAUUUUAAAACAUGUGACAGAGCAAUAUUUGAUCCUGUAUUUUAAAUCAUGUGACAGAGCAAUAUUUGAUCCUGUAUUUUAAAUCAUGUGUCAGAGCAAUAUUUGAUCCUGUAUUUUAAAUCAUGUGACAGAGCAAUAUUUGAUCCUGUAUUUUAAAUCAUGUGACAGAGCAAUAUUUGAUCCUGUAUUUUAAAUCAUGUGACAGAG